Ostrea edulis (European flat oyster) is the source of this 806-nucleotide messenger RNA. RefSeq lists its product as uncharacterized. The transcript is spliced from 3 exons. The record is from RefSeq and is a predicted model, not a curated record. NCBI's taxonomy places the organism in Eukaryota, Metazoa, Mollusca, Bivalvia, Ostreida, Ostreidae. The coding region runs from base 105 to 713 and encodes 202 amino acids.
ACGUACUCAAUUUACUAAUCAAUGUACACACCCGUGAUCAAUGGUGUGUUGACAGUACACGAGAUAUCCUACUCAUAGGACAAGCUGUGUCUGAAACUGGUGAGAUGGCUGAACAUUUCCAUAACGUUAAAAUUUCAUCGGAAAACGUGACAGCAUACAGAACUUUACGACCUGGUGAUCAGCUGGCAGUUGAAGGAAAGAUGAAUGGAAUUGAUUAUUACCAUCACGGUAUCUUCAUCAGCCACGAGGACGGAAUCAUUGAUUUCGGUGGAGAAAACAAAGCAGAUGCAAGGGUGAGGCAAGUGGAUUUGCUCGAAUUCACCGGUUAUGGGAGAAAACGAUUGGUAAAAAUAACGUACCCAGACGGCAAAUGCCUGCCUCCUGCUGAAGUGGUAGAAAACGCCAAGAAACUCCUGGCCAAUCCAAGGAAAUGGGGACCAUACGAUGCCUUUAAAAACAACUGUGAACACUUCGCAAUGAAAUGCAAAACAGGCAUAGCUCACUCACUUCAAGUUCUUCAAAAACUGAAGGAAUGUAUCAUGAAUCCUCUUCAAAUAUUCGAAUAUGCCGCUGUUUCAAGCGUUGGGGGUAGUUCUAGCAUGUCGGGGUCUUCAGGAUCUUCAGGCAUGUCGGGUCGGGAUCUUCAGGCAACUCGAGAUCCUCGGGCAUUUCCGGCUUUUCAUGAUAUGUCUCGAGAAGUUUAUGACAAAUAACAAGUAUUCUAGUGUGUGCUUAUUUUCUAGACAUGUGAGUCUGUAUCUUCUGAUUGAACACAAAUAUUGAUUUCAAUUAAAUCUCUUGACGAA